AUGGGUCCUUGUGAAGAAAUCUUUUAUCGAAAAAAUUUUUUUUCGAAUUCGAAUAUUGAUGAAUGUAGUUCCGAUCUACAUAAUUGUACAACUGGUCAACGAUGUGAGAAUUUGCCUGGAUCUUACCGUUGUAUUCGUGAGAGAAAUUGCGGAACGGGAUAUCAGGUUGACGCAGUGACCCAAACCUGUACUGAUAUUGAUGAAUGUGAAAAGGACAUGCACGAUUGUGGAUGUGUACCACAAAAAUGUCCUCCUGGUGAACACCUCAACGUUUUUCUUGGUCGAUGUUCAAGAAUUCAGUGCCAUCCUGGUUAUAAUGCAACAGCCGUUGGCAAAUGUGUAGAUAUAAAUGAAUGUAAACAAGUUCCAAGUCCAUGUAAAAUUGGCGAACGAUGCGAUAACACGAUUGGCUCCUAUCGAUGUGUUAACAUAUUUUCAUGUGCUCACGGUUUAGAAGCAAAAGAACUUCAGUGCAUAGAUAUCGAUGAAUGUUCCAUAGGAAAUCACACAUGUCUUCUACCAGCAAUUUGCAAGAAUACUUAUGGUUCGUAUUUGUGCCAAUGCCCGGCUGGUUAUGUAUUUAAACAUGGUGCUUGUGUGGACGACGAUGAAUGCAGUCGAGGAAGUUCAAUGUGCCCAAGCAAUUCUUAUUGUCAAAAUACACCUGGGUCAUUUACUUGUGAUUGUGUGACGGGCUACAAAAUGCUUGAAGGAAGAAACGUCUGUGAAGAUGUUGAUGAAUGUAAAGCGAAUCCAAACAUAUGUGAACAACAAUGUAUUAAUUUUCAAGGAUCGUAUUAUUGUCUUUGCAAAGAAGGUUAUCGUCUUAAUCCUGACAAACGAACUUGUAGAGAUUUGGAUGAAUGUGCACUAGUGGCAAAUCUUUGUCAAUACCGUUGUGACAAUACACCUGGUUCAUAUCAAUGUCAGUGCCCUCAAGGAUACAAUAUGGAACGUGCAAGAUAUUGUCGAGAUAUUGACGAAUGUCGAAUGAAUACUCAUAAUUGUAGAACAGAAGAUGUAUGUAUUAAUUUACGCGGUGGAUUUCGAUGUUAUUAUGUCGAUUGUCCAGAAGGCUAUGAAAAACAAUCAUCAAAUCGAUGUCAAUUGAGCUCUCGUUCAUGCUAUGAUAGUCAAAAUAAUAGCUCACGUUGUUCAGUCAAUAAUCCAGUUAAAUACAUAUAUUCAUUUGUAUCACUGCCAGCUAAAAUGCCGAUACCCGUUGAAGUAUUUCGUGUACGAAAUGGUAUUUUGAAUGCUUAUCAACGUGUAGAAUUUGAUUUACGUUUAAUAAAUGCUAAAGAUCCAUUCACAAAUGUAACAAAGACGUCACUUGAUCAUUUUUAUUUGAAACGUAUAGCACCUCAUGAUGCUACAUUAUCAAUUGUUAAAGAGAUUAGUCCAUCACAAGAUAUUGAAUUAGAUAUAAGAAUGUCGAUGUUUUCAACUGGACGGCUACAGGCCAUAUCGGUCAUGAAAUUAUUCAUCUUUGUUAGUCAGUAUGAAUUCUAA
Didymodactylos carnosus is the source of this 1512-nucleotide messenger RNA. NCBI's taxonomy places the organism in Eukaryota, Metazoa, Rotifera, Eurotatoria, Philodinida, Philodinidae. The record is from the annotation of a GenBank genome assembly.